This is a messenger RNA of Vittaforma corneae ATCC 50505, 1650 nucleotides long. RefSeq lists its product as uncharacterized. NCBI's taxonomy places the organism in Eukaryota, Fungi, Microsporidia, Nosematidae. The record is from RefSeq and is a predicted model, not a curated record. The transcript has a single exon. Bases 1 to 1650 code for a protein of 549 amino acids.
AUGAUCAUCAAAUCUAUGGCAUUCAUACUUCUAUCUUUAAUAUGUGCACAAGUUCUUCUCAUCGACGAUCUUAACUUAGGCAAGACGCCAGACGGCAGCAGAUCUUUAGCAAAUCUGUCAGGAAAUCUUCAAAAUCAAUAUGGAGAAAGUGUAAGUGUUGUAGAACCUACACAAAGACUAAAAGGCAUGCCCAUGAAUUUUGUAAAAUAUAAUAAAGUCAAUCCACAGCGCAUAAAUUUAGUACAAAGAAUCACACCACAAAUGAAAGCGCCAAACAUGGUAUUUCCACGGAGGACGAUGAAAAUUAGAAGAAAACUCCCUGUAAUUCAACCCAAUAAUUUACCAUUAGCACAAAGUUUCCCGAGCAUUCCUCAGAGUGGUAGAUUUAACCCUUUACCAAAACCUACACCACCUUCAAAGCAAGUAUCUCGGCCUGAUACAGUUAGAAACUAUGAUAUGGAAACUCCAAACAGCCAGCCAUCCAUACUUAGUCCAAUCUACUUCCCCAAUAUAAGCACUUCUAGUAGAAACACAAAUUUACCCGAUGAUGUUCCUAGUGAUAUUUUAAAUGAUCUGCCAAGAAGUAAGUCAAUAACUAGGUCAAGGAAAUCAAAUAGCCCUAUUUCAAGUAGAACUACACCUGAUAAAGGAUCUAAGCAACAUUCGUCCACUAGUAGACCAACUAGAACAGCAUCCAUAGACUCUAUACAGUUAGAUAUUCCAACAACAGAGUUGAGUACGCCUGAAAUUGAUAAGGAUAUUGACGAAUCGAUAUUUGAUAACGAACCUAUUAGAUCAGUUAUUAAAGAGCCCGUUGAGCCGAUGACUAAAACACCUACUAGGAGUAUAUCAACCAAGACCGUUACAAGGACAGUUAAAGAGCCUAUUAAAGUAAUCGAACCAGUGAGUGUAACAGUACCUGAGAAAAAGGCUAGUGUUGAUAAUGAAACUUCCCCUGAUGAAGUUGAAAAGAUUGCGAUGGAGGUUUCAAAAAUUGUUGUACCGCAUGUAAAAGGCACAGGAUAUUUAAAGAAGCACAACUCAGAUAUUAUCUCAGCAGAUAAACAUAGAAGAACCUACAUUGAUUACAAAUUGUUGGAGUCUAAAGAAAGACAGGUUGAUAUUGAAAAGAAGCUAAAAGUAUUACAGGAAUUGCAGAAUAAGCUCUUAGACAAGCUAACAAAGCUUAAGAAUGAAAGAGAUGGCGUUAAGUCUAGUAUUGAUUCAAACCAAAUCACCUUAGAAAAUAGUGAAAGAGCUAUUAAAAAUCUACAGGAUGAAAUCAAUAAAAAUUCAGGACAGAUGAAAUUAGAAGAAGUUGAAAUAAUAAAGCUUGAAAAGGCAUUAAGUGAAGAGAAAAAUCGAUAUUUACUUCUGUCUGAUCAGCACAAAAUAUUUCAGUCCAGGCUUGAUAGCUUUAGCAAAAAAGGAGAUGUACAGCAGGAUGGCAUUAAUCUUAGUAAAAGGAAAUUAUCAGAGUAUGAUAAAUUAAUAGAACAAAUUGAAAAAGACUUUUCAAACCUUAAAGAAAGAGUCGAAGAAGUAGAAAGAAAAAGAAAUGACGAAAUUGAGGCACAAAACAGGCUGGAGAUUGAAAAGAAAGAGAUUGAAGAUAGCAGCCAUCUGCCACUAUUCGCAUUGUAUGAUUAA